This is a messenger RNA of Trachemys scripta elegans, 3240 nucleotides long. RefSeq names its product ATPase H+ transporting V0 subunit a4 (gene ATP6V0A4). The transcript is spliced from 21 exons. Gene Ontology annotation, molecular function: ATPase binding; proton-transporting ATPase activity, rotational mechanism. Gene Ontology annotation, cellular component: vacuolar proton-transporting V-type ATPase, V0 domain; vacuolar proton-transporting V-type ATPase complex; plasma membrane. Lineage: Eukaryota; Metazoa; Chordata; Testudines; Emydidae. Bases 283 to 2808 code for a protein of 841 amino acids. The record is from RefSeq and is a predicted model, not a curated record. Gene Ontology annotation, biological process: proton transmembrane transport; vacuolar acidification.
GCUCCUGAUCCAUUUCACUCUGUGAUUGUUUUAGGACAAAAAGGGUCUCUCUUCUCUGGUCUAGACCAGUUCAGCCCUUAAAAGAACUAGUUUCUAAAGAUAUGUUAAAGAAAGAAAAGUUUACUUCCGUCCUUCAUUUGCUGCUCAGUAGAGUUGGAAGUAGUUCCAGAAUUCUUCAAGCUCCAUAAAGAGCAGGUGAUCAAGGUUUCUCACAAGGCAAACGAGGCAGCGCCGCCACCUUAAUUCUCCCAUCAACCCUGGUGCAGAACGAGAGCGAGCGAGAUGGCGUCGAUGUUCCGGAGCGAGGAGAUGUGUCUGACGCAGCUGUUUCUCCAGGUGGAGGCUGCCUAUUGCUGCGUUGCAGAGCUUGGCGAGCUGGGCCUGGUCCAGUUCAGAGAUUUGAAUGUGAAUGUGAACAGCUUCCAGAGAAAGUUUGUGAAUGAAGUCAGAAGAUGUGAAUCUUUGGAGAGGAUCCUCCGCUUUCUAGAAAGUGAAAUGGAAAAUGAGAUUGUGAUCUUCAAACCUGAAAAGUAUCCUGAGACCCCCCUGCCUCGAGAAAUGAUUGAUUUGGAGACAGUUUUGGAGAAACUGGAGGCUGAGCUGCAGGAAGCCACUCAGAACCAGCAAACCUUGAAACAGAAUUUUCUAGAACUGACUGAACUAAAACAUCUCCUGAAGAAAACUCAGGACUUCUUUGAGACAGAAACCAAUCUACCAGAUGAUUUCUUCAACGAAGACACUUCUGGUCUGUUGGAAUUAAGAAGUACUCCGGCCGCAGUGGCUGCAAAGUUGGGAUUCACAGCAGGGGUGAUAAAAAGGGAAAGGAUGGUGCCUUUUGAGCGUUUACUGUGGAGAGCCUGCAGGGGAAACAUCUAUUUGAGGUACACUGAAAUGGACACCGCCCUGGAGGACCCUAUUACAAAGGAACAGAUGAAAAAGAAUGUGUUCAUUAUCUUCUAUCAAGGAGAGCAGCUCAACCAAAAAAUCAAGAAGAUUUGUGAUGGAUUUCGUGCUACAGUAUAUACCUGUCCAGAGUCUGCUGCUGAACGUCGAGAAAUGGCCGAUGGUGUGAACGCAAGGAUUGAGGAUUUAAACGCAGUGAUCACCCAAACGGAAUCGCACCGCCUGCGGCUGCUGCGCGAGGCGGCUGUGAACGUGUGGACUUGGGGGAUCAAGGUGAAGAAAAUCAAAGCCAUCUACCACAUCCUGAAUUGCUGUAACAUUGACGUCACCCAGCAGUGCGUCAUUGCCGAGAUCUGGUUCCCAAUGGCUGACUCCGGCAGGAUAAAAAGAGCUCUCCAGCAGGGAAUGGAACGUAGCGGCUCUACCAUCUCCCCUAUCCUGACUGCAGUACAGUCUAAGAUGGCCCCACCCACCUUCAACAGAACCAACAAGUUCACUGCAGGCUUUCAGAACAUUGUGGAUGCUUAUGGUGUGGGAAGCUACAGGGAGAUGAAUCCAGCUCCAUACACUAUAAUUACCUUCCCCUUCUUGUUCGCGGUGAUGUUUGGAGAUUGUGGCCACGGUGCUGUUAUGCUGGGCUUCGCCCUCUGGAUGGUCACUAACGAGAAGACACUUUUGGCCCAGAAAAGCAAUAAUGAGAUUUGGAACACCUUCUUUGGUGGGCGCUAUCUGAUCCUGCUCAUGGGCAUAUUCUCCAUUUAUACUGGCUUUAUCUACAAUGACUGCUUCUCCAAAUCUUUCAACAUCUUCGGUUCUUCCUGGCAUACCCGCCCCAUGUUUAGAAACAACACGUGGAAUCCACAUGUUCUUGAAGAAAAUCAAGUAUUGCAGUUGGAUCCAGCAGUCCCUGGAGUCUACUCAGGAAAUCCAUAUCCGUUUGGAAUUGAUCCGAUCUGGAACAUUGCUUCAAACAAGCUGACGUUCUUAAACUCCUACAAAAUGAAGAUGUCUGUCGUCAUGGGGAUUACGCAGAUGGUCUUUGGGGUCACACUCAGUCUUUUCAACCACAUCUACUUCAAGAAAACCAUAAACAUCGUCCUGCAGUUCAUUCCAGAGAUGAUCUUUAUCCUCUGCCUGUUUGGUUACCUGGUCUUCAUGGUUAUUUUCAAAUGGUGCCACUUCGACGUCCAUGUAUCCCAGAAAGCACCGAGCAUUCUCAUCCACUUCAUCAACAUGUUUCUGUUUAAUUACAACGAUCCUACAAAUGGCCCCUUAUAUCCGCACCAGGAAGAAGUCCAGAGCUUUCUGGUCAUAUUUGCCCUGAUAGCUGUUCCCUGGAUGCUUCUAUUUAAACCUUUCAUCCUCCGAGCCAAUCACCGGAAAGCUCAGCGUAUGCUCCAGACACCGGCCGUUUCAGAAAACCCUGCUGGUGACAUUGAAGUGGAGAUCAUUGACUCCAAUCACGCCAAGAAAGCUGGUCAGGAAGACCAUAGUGGUGGCCAUGAUGACCAUGAUGAAGAGUUCAAUUUUGGCGAUACGUUUGUCCACCAAGCUAUCCACACUAUUGAAUACUGCCUGGGCUGCAUCUCCAACACGGCAUCCUACCUCCGGCUGUGGGCACUCAGCUUGGCUCAUGCACAGUUAUCAGAGGUCCUCUGGACCAUGGUGAUGAACAUCGGACUCAAGAACAGCGGCUGGGGAGGACUUAUUGGGGUCUUCAUCAUCUUUGCCAUCUUUGCAGUUCUGACUGUAGCUAUUCUGCUGGUCAUGGAGGGCCUCUCUGCCUUCCUGCACGCACUGCGCCUUCACUGGGUGGAGUUCCAGAACAAGUUCUACGUGGGGACAGGUUAUAAGUUUUCUCCAUUCUGCUUUAAGUCUAUCAUAGAUGGAACUGCAGAAGACUAAAGACAACUCAUUGCGAAAACUCUUUACUCCCUGGACCACAUUUUUCAUUCCUUGAAACUGAUUACACUCUGGAAUACAGAAACCUCUUCAAGUGAGCGUCAUAUUCUAUGUAGUUAAAUGGAAUUGUUGCCCUGGCCUAGCACUAGGUACAAACCAGCCACUAUUCUCAUUAAAGGGUUAACUGUGUCAUACUUUAGCAAAAAUGUUAAUCUAAAAGGUGACCAUUUCUACUUAUACAACGCUAAACUGUAAAUCAGCGGAGCAACAGAACAGAGAGACAACACCCAGCAUGUUGGCCAGAUCCUCAGCUGGUGUACACAUGCAUCUCUCCAUUGACGUCAAUGCAGAGUAUCUGGCCCUAUUUGUAGGAGUCAUCUGUCUACUCUUUGAGUUAAAAACAGAGGAUGUGUACUGUUUUGAAAUAAAUUAUUG